AUGCCUUCCAGCGGGGUCCCGGUGAGCACUGCCAGCUUGGCGAAUGAAACCCCUGAAAUACCAGACAACCUGAGAGAUUGGCUUCGGGGUGUCUACCGCUUUGCCACUGAUAGGAAUGACUUCUGGAGGAACCUGAUCCUCAGUUUGGGACUCUUCGCUGUGGCAGUUUGGCUGGCCAGGAACUUGAGUGACAUUGACCUCAUGGCACCUAAGCCAAGGGUGUAGCCAAGUAGACAAUUGAAAUCCUGUGCUGAACCUGAACCUUCCAAAAAACAGCCUGCAAUCUGUGACCAUCACAAGAUGUGCCCUGA
Molecule: messenger RNA, 311 nt
Organism: Cebus imitator (Panamanian white-faced capuchin)
Lineage: Eukaryota; Metazoa; Chordata; Mammalia; Primates; Cebidae
Product: mitochondrial import receptor subunit TOM6 homolog
Exons: 1
Coding region: 1-225 (74 amino acids)
Cellular component (GO): mitochondrion; mitochondrial outer membrane translocase complex
Source: RefSeq, a predicted model, not a curated record